AUGGGUGAAUAUGACACACUUUUCGCGAACCUUAGUGUUCAGUCGAGUUCCUAUCCAAAGCUAGCUACGACGCCACGUUCCGGACCCGUCACACCAAACAAGAGUCAAAGCUCACUGAAUACCCCUUUGCCUACAGUGUCAGGCGCCAGGCCGGAAGACAACGAGCGGCGACACAAAGAGCUCAGCGAUCGGGUCGAUCGUCUCGAAAGGGUCUUGGAACUUACCCGUCUGAGAGGCGGCGAAGAUGUCUCGAAGAGCACCAGCAACAUCCACCGUAACGACGCCGCUGGCUUCUUCAUGAAAGAAUGGGAUGAAAUGAGGGCGCAGGAAGCGGAGCAGAAACGGAUCAUUGAAGAAAAGGACCUCGAGAUCGCAAUGUUGCGCCAACAGAAAGACGAGAGGCCGCUUUCACAAUAUAACCUCUUCAAGAGUUGGGAGGACAAGAAUAAACUGCUGCUAGAGGAGAACCGCAAACUGAAAGAGCAGUUCCAAAAGAUGGAGAAUAUGGUGUUCCAGCAUAGGAAGGAGAAGGAGUCGCUGCAGCACAAGCACGAGAAGAAGGCAAAGCUGCUAAAAGCGGAGAGGAAGGCAACCAGGGAGCUGAAGGGUGAGAUUGAGAAGUUGAAGAGGCCGUCCGAGGCAGUGUCAGUGGCGAAGGCGAAGGAGUUGGAGCACGAGCGCCUUGCGGAGAAGGAUAAGAAGAAGAACCGCCGUUAUCAGAGGGCGCGUGCGAUAGAUUUCUCGGACCACUGGAAUGCCUUUGACAACUCCGAUAGCGACGCCUAA
Molecule: messenger RNA, 786 nt
Organism: Trematosphaeria pertusa
Lineage: Eukaryota; Fungi; Ascomycota; Dothideomycetes; Pleosporales; Trematosphaeriaceae
Exons: 1
Coding region: 1-786 (261 amino acids)
Source: RefSeq, a predicted model, not a curated record